AUGAAGACAACAAUCCAGCUGCUGGGCCUGUUCCUCAGCACCGCCGUGCUGGGCUCGCCCACGCAACACCCGCAAUGGCGCCAAUCCUGCCAGACGAACCCGCGCUCCUGUCCCCCCGGCACGCUCAUCGUGUCCAACUCCGACCCGGCCGCGCACUAUUCCACCGUGCAGGCCGCCAUCGCCGCCCUCCCGCACGACAACUCCUCCCAGGUCAUCCUCAUCCGCGCUGGCUCCUACCACGAACAGCUCAACGUCACCCGGCCCGGCCCCGUCACCCUCCUCGGCCAGACCUCGCCCGCCGGCCUCGCCGACCCGGCCCAGAACCAGGUCACUAUCACCUGGGCCCAGGCCAACCACGACAGCACCGGCAAGGCCGUCGACAACGUCUUCUCCAGCGUGCUGACCGUCGCGCCCACCCUCGAGGCCAGCUACACCGGCUCCGGCCCCACGGGCUACCCCGUGCCCGCGGACGCCCCCUUCGGCAGCAUCAACUUCCGCGUGUAUAACAUCGACUUUCGCAACACCUGGGCCGAGUACUCGGACGGCCCCGCCCACGCCCUCAGCUUCAGCCGCGCCAACGGCGGCUUCUACUACUGCGGCUUCUACUCGUACCAGGAUACGGUCUACAUCGGCAAACUAGCCAACGCCUACUUCCACCACAGCAUCAUCGCCGGCCAAACUGACUUCAUCUAUGGCUUCGGCACGGCCUGGAUCCAGCACUGCGAUCUGCAGCUGCGCGGCUGCGGCGGCGGCAUCACCGCCUGGAAGGGCUCCAACACGACCUUCGCCAACGCCUACGGCGUGUACAUCGUCGAGUCGAGCGUGCGCGCCGCCAACGCCUCCAUCGCCCCCGCCAUCGAGGGCCAGUGCGCCCUCGGCCGCCCCUGGAACAGCCUGCACCGGUCGAUCUUCGCGCACUGCUACGAGGACGCGUCCAUCCGGCCGCAGGGGUAUGUCGACUGGGUCGUUGACGGGGUGAGCCGCACCACGAACGAGACGCUCAUGGCCGAGUUCCGCGACCGCGGGCCCGGGUGGAAUGCGUCUGCGCGCGUGGCCGGCGGGAUUGGCACGGUGCUCGAUGCGAAGCAGUGGAGGCGGUAUGAUACGCCCGCGAAGGUGUUUAUGACGCCCGAUGGGCGGGCGGGCGAGACGUGGUGGAUUGAUUGGGCUGCGUAG
Molecule: messenger RNA, 1176 nt
Organism: Aspergillus terreus NIH2624
Lineage: Eukaryota; Fungi; Ascomycota; Eurotiomycetes; Eurotiales; Aspergillaceae
Product: putative pectin methylesterase
Exons: 2
Coding region: 1-1176 (391 amino acids)
Biological process (GO): cell wall modification
Molecular function (GO): pectinesterase activity
Source: RefSeq, a predicted model, not a curated record